GUGUGUAUUUCAUCUUCUACCCAAGGUUACAAGAUCCUGUUUCUAAGCAGCCAACUCUUUCAGUUGUCCUUUCCCUGCUUUACUGUAGCUUUCUUUCCAUUGGGUCCAAGAGGACAGAGACAGUCCUUCCUGACACUUAUUUUAUUAUUGGGAUGUUAGGGUGGUACAUAUUCAACCCCAACCAAGGAGGGCAUCUCUUUAGGAAACUUAUAAAGAAGUUCAGUGGGGGUGGGAAACUCACAAGAAUCUCUCAUCAAUUCUAUUCUAGAGGUCCAACAAGAUGGUGUACAGAUGGAGGGGAAGCAGAAAUUCCAAAGGAAACUCACUUCAGAAGUGACAUUCAGGAAGAAAAGUUCAAACAGUAAGAAAAGCAGUGAGUGUUCUUUUUUGGAGAAGAAAAAUGUCCAUUCAAAACACGUUCCUUCUGAAAAAAGAUUGCAUAAAUCCAAUUUGUAUGGGAAGAACUUGAAUCAGAAUUUAGACUUACCCAGUCAGAUUAAAAUCUCUGCGAAAAAGAAACCCGAUACAGCUAACGAAUAUAGGAAAUCACUCAGCCAUUCUGCAUCCGAUGUGAACAGAGAUGAAAUUUCAACUAGAAAGAAAUGAUGUGACAAGUCACCCAACAAUAAAUUGUUUGGUAAAGGUGACAAAAACCAAACAGGCAAGAAAUGUGAGAAAGUAUGCCGUCAUAGCGCGUCCCAUACCAAGGAAGACAAAAUUCAUACCGAGGAGAAACGGAAAUCACCCUGCCAUAGUCCAUCUAAAUCCGACAAGGCUCCAGGCUCUGGGAAACCUUAUGAAUGUAAUCAAUGUGGGAAGGUCCUCAGCCAUAAACAGGGGCUCCUUGACCAUCAAAGAACUCAUACCGGGGAGAAACCAUAUGAAUGUAACGAAUGCGGGAUAGCUUUCAGCCAAAAGUCCCACCUUGUCGUACAUCAGAGAACUCACACUGGGGAAAAGCCUUACGAGUGUGUCCAGUGUGGCAAAGCCCACGGUCACAAACAUGCCCUCACUGACCACCUGAGAAUCCAUACCGGAGAAAAGCCCUACAAAUGUAACGAAUGUGGCAAAACCUUUAGGCACAGCUCAAACCUUAUGCAACACAUAAGAUCUCACACGGGCGAGAAGCCGUACGAGUGUAAGGAGUGUGGCAAAUCCUUCAGAUAUAAUUCAUCUCUCACCGAACAUGUGAGAACACACACGGGCGAAAUACCCUAUGAAUGUAAUGAAUGUGGCAAAGCUUUUAAGUAUGGCUCAUCCCUGACUAAACACAUGCGAAUUCAUACAGGCGAGAAGCCAUUUGAAUGUACUGAGUGUGGGAAGACUUUUAGCAAAAGGUCACACCUAGUUAUACAUCAGAGAACUCACACGAAGGAGAAACCUUAUAAAUGUAACGAGUGCGGCAAAGCCUUUGGACAUAGCUCAUCUCUUACCUACCAUCUGAGAACUCACACCGGGGAUUGCCCCUUUGAAUGUAAUCAAUGUGGUAAGGCCUUUAAGCAAAUUGAGGGCCUUACUCAACACCAGAGAGUUCAUACAGGAGAGAAACCCUAUGAGUGUGUCAAAUGUGGAAAAGCCUUCAGUCAGAAGUCACACCUCAUUGUACAUCAGAGAACUCAUACAGGGGAGAAGCCCUUUGAAUGUUAUGAGUGUGGAAAAGCCUUCAAUGCAAAAUCACAACUUGUUAUUCAUCAGAGAUCCCACACUGGAGAGAAACCCUAUGAGUGUGUUGAAUGUGGUAAAGCCUUCAAACAAAAUGCUUCUCUUACCAGACAUAUGAAAACUCACUCGGAAGAGCAAUCUCAGGAGGAAGAUUAAUGUGGGAACUCUGACAGCUGACAGGUUUGGUAUUGUUUAACCUUCAAGAUGGUCUCAGUUUGAUGAUGUUAGAGUCUUUUUGUAAGAGUAUGAAUCUUUACAUGAGAUCAUUAGAUGGUAAUAAAGUUUAAACUUCAUCCUAAAGCUUUACAGGAAAUACUGUGUUUUUACACUUGUUACAAAUUGUCUCCAUAUUUAGAUUAAAAUAGGAAACUCUUAAGAUUGUGAACAAGGAGAUGAGGGGAUAGCGUAAUCAGUAAAAGCUUGUUAAGCGGUAUAGAGAUCUGAAUCCCAUCCCUAGGACCCACGUCAAAAUCUAGAUGUGCUGCUGUGCUCUUGCAACCUCAUAAUUGGGAAAGUUGAGACAGGAGAAUCUCCUGAGACUACCUGGCCAACCAGACUUGCUUAAUUUACAAGCCAUAGGUCAGAGGGAAAACCUUUUAAAGACAGGGUACAGUGCUCCUGAGAAAUGGUACUCGUGUUCACACACACACACACACACACACACACACACACACACACACACACACUCAUUUGUGAAAAUGUUAAUUAGGGCAACAAACGAUAAAAUAUAAUAAUUCAUGAACUUUUUAGGCGUGUGCUUAGCCACCACAAUUAGUAUUUAAUUUGCAUUUACGCUUACUGCAUACUAGGGCCUGUGUAAAAUACAGAUGAGGGUACCCUCUGGUAACGUAAGCUUUCUUUGUUUAUGUCUUCGUUAGCUUCUGAAUUAAUAGAAAACUUUGGGGAGUUGUUUUGUUUUGUUUUGUUUUGUUUGAGACAGAAUCUUACCAGCCUGGAACUUGUUAUGUAGACCAGGCUGACCUUGAACUUGUUAUGUAGACCAGGCUGGCCUUGAACUCACAGAGAUGUGCCUGUUUCUGCCUCCCAAGUGCUAGAAUUAAAGACUUCAAUAGAAAACUUUGAGAGGUUUUGUCUAAAUAUUGUUAAUAAGAGUUGAAUAAAAAUGUGGAAAACAGCUGGGAAUGUGUUGUAGUGAAUGCUACGUGCUAUAUCGUUUCAGUACAGAAAUCAGAUUGUUGAACAGUGUAUAUAGUAUGUUCUCACUGUGGACAAAGACUGUGUAUGUGUGUCUGUCUUUUUAUGCCUCUGUGUACAUGUAUAUGCAUUUAUACCGAUAUAUUUGUAUAUGAAUAGACUUGGUUUUUUUAACCUAGAAGAAAAUAGGGGCUACCACUGAACACAGGAGUGCAGCAUGGAUGUCUGACAUUUUUAUCAUGUACAUGAGACUUAUUCAAAUAUAUAUCACAUUAAAAUACUUUUAUAUGUACAAAUUAACACAGUUUAAAAAUAGAGCCGAGUGUAUUCCACAGUGUUAUUUGACAAAGUGACCUGAGAUUUCUAUACUCAUUUAUGAAGGAGUUUGAAGUAUGGUAUUAAACCUCGAUAUUCAUAAAGAGUUUCCUAUAGAACACAGAUUUUGUUAACAUGACUCAUAACUGUAACUACUUUAUUUCUCUUGUUUGCUAUUAAAAACUAAAGAUGGA
This is a messenger RNA of Rattus rattus (black rat), 3326 nucleotides long. It is a transcript of the gene Znf883, whose product is annotated as zinc finger protein 883. The record is from RefSeq and is a predicted model, not a curated record. Lineage: Eukaryota; Metazoa; Chordata; Mammalia; Rodentia; Muridae. The transcript has a single exon. Gene Ontology annotation, biological process: central nervous system development; regulation of transcription by RNA polymerase II. Gene Ontology annotation, cellular component: nucleus. The coding region runs from base 1096 to 1818 and encodes 240 amino acids. Gene Ontology annotation, molecular function: DNA-binding transcription factor activity, RNA polymerase II-specific; RNA polymerase II cis-regulatory region sequence-specific DNA binding.